GCCGGCCCCCAGUUCCGGAUUGCAGUGCAUGUUCGCUCCCUGCGAGUGCGUGAGGCGAGGGGGCAGAAGGACCAUGAAAAUGAUCCGGUUCCGGAGCUCGAGCAUCAGGUCGCUGAGCCAGGAUAUGAAAUGCACAAUCCGUCUUUUGGACGACUCGGAGAUCUCCUGCCACGUCCAGAGAGAGACCAAAGGCCAGUUUCUCAUAGAUCAUGUUUGCAAUCACUACUGUUUGCUAGAAAAAGACUAUUUUGGCAUCCGCUAUGUGGAUUCUGAAAAGCAGCGGCAUUGGCUAGAGCCCAACAAAUCUAUCUUCAAGCAAAUGAAAUCUCAUCCACCAUAUACCAUGUGCUUUAGAGUGAAAUUCUACCCGCAUGAACCCCUGAAGAUUAAGGAAGAGCUCACCAGGUACCUUUUAUAUCUACAAAUCAAAAGAGAUAUUUUCCAUGGCCGUUUGCUGUGUGGGUUUUCUGAUGCUGCUUACCUGGGAGCAUGCAUUAUCCAAGCUGAACUAGGUGAUUAUGAUUCUGAUGAACAUGUGGAUAAUUACAUCAGUGAAUUUAAGAUCUUCCCUAAACAAUCUCAAAAGCUGGAAAGAAAAAUUGGUGAAAUACAUAAAAAUGAAUUCAGGGGCCAGAGCCCAGAUGUCGCUGAAUUUAAUUUAUUAUUAAGAGCACAUUCUUUAGAAACUUAUGGCGUUGAUCCUCAUCCUUGCAAGGAUUCAACUGGGACUACAACAUUUUUAGGGUUCACAGCCACAGGUUUUGUGGUUUUCCAGGGAAAUAAAAGGAUACAUUUGCUAAAAUGGUCUGAUGUCUGUAAACUAAAGUAUGAAGGGAAGACAUUUUAUGUGAUUGCAGUUCAGAAGGAGAAAAAGGCUAUGUUAUCAUUCCAUACUUCUACACCAGCAGCUUGCAAGCAUCUCUGGAAAUGUGGUGUGGAAAAUCAGGCUUUUUACAAGUAUGCAAAAUCAAGCCAGAUCAAAACCAUGUCCAGCAGCAAAAUAUUUUUUAAAGGCAGCAGAUUCAGAUACAGUGGAAAAGUUGCAAAAGAAGUUGUUGAAGCAAGUUCAAAGAUCCAGAGGGAGCCCCCAGAAGUGCACAGAACCAACAUUACCCAGAGUCGUAGCUCUUAUUCUUUAAGCAAGCAACUCAUAAUAAACAUGGAACCUCUGCAACCACUCCAUCCAUCCCCAGAUGACCAGGAAGAGGUUUUUUCUGAUGAAGGGGAAGAUCCUCCUAUCAGUCCCCACCUGGUACAGCAUGAUCCCAUCCCUGUACUCCUUCCUGGAAGCCUUACAACUUGGAAGUCUGGCUCUUUCUCCAUUCCACGUGACACUCCCUCCCGGAUUCGUGCCCCCAGAUCUCUUGGAAUCCAGCUGCCGAAGGAAGAUGACAUUUCUAUCCCUGUGAUAUCAAGCUCUUCUACUAAAGAAACAGAUCAUGGUUCAGAUCUUUCAGUUGAAGAGGAUGAGAAAAUCAAAGAGGAACCUUUAACAAUUUCAGAAUUGAUGUACAAUCCAAGUACCAGCUUGCUCCCCACUCCUGUUAAUGAUGAGGAGAUAGACCUUCUCUUUCAAACUUCUCCAAGGGCAGAAAAUGGGAAAGAAGAUACAGAUUCAUUUGAGGAACUGGAGGCUGAUGAAAAUGCAUUUUUGGUUGCAGAGGAGGAAGAGUUGAAGGAAGCUCGAAAAGCGCUUAGGUGGAGCUAUGACUUUUUGAUGGGUAAUUUGAAGAUAAAUGCUGUUGUGAAGAGUUUUUCCAGACUUCUUUUUGUUGGGCUUGGGAUAUUGCUUGUGGUUUUCCCUCUACUACUUGUCCUUCUGGAAUCAGACCUUGACAUCUCCUUCCUCCAUGAAAUCCGCCAGACACCAGAGUUUCAGCAGUUUCACGUUGAAUAUUACUGUCCUCUCAGACAGUGGAUAGCCUGCAAAGUAGACUUCAUUAGCCACUUGUUUGGCAGCUCUUAAACAUUAAAAAUAUGUGCAAAACUAAGGGCUAUAUUCAAAACUAGUGAAUUUUAGUCAGUAUUUAGGUGCUCAUAAACAUCCUGCAGGUUAUCCUCAAUUAGUUAUUUGUUUUGAUAGACAGUAACUUCAAAAUUCUUACAUUUACUUUUCAUAAUUGAAUAAUUGUUAGAGAUGUAGUAGUGGCCUUUAAAUAACCAAAAAGCAGUCUUUGUUUUUAUUUGCUUUCCUGUUUUUAUCAGUAAUUGAACUGAACUGAAAGCUAUCAUUUCUAUCAUAUCAAGCCAUGAUGUCCUAAUUUUAAGCAUUAACAACAAAUGGAAGAGGAUGCUUUUGAAUAUAUUCCUUAGUAAAACAGUAUCUAUUAACCAAUGCCUAUAUAAGCAAAUACUGAUUGCUAGGGUUUUAUUAUUAAUAAUAUUAUUUUGUUUGAUUGAUUUUUUCAUUUAAAAAUAUUUUUAUGUCUUUACAAAUUUUGGUAAAUUUUUAGCAAAUACAAUUUCUGAAGAUAUUUAAAUGUACAGAUGAAUAAAUGCACAAGGACAUAUCAUGAAUUUUUAAAGCAUUUUAGCAUUUUUAAAAAAGAAGAAUAACAUUCUUCAGGAUCUGCACAAGAUGAUGAAUAAUUGAGAUGGAAAUUAGGUACGUCUGUUAGAUGGAAGUGAAAGACUAAUUUUUCAAAUAUCAAGUUUCAGAGGAACUACACAUUAGGAAAAAACAGUGUAGCUGUGAUUUGCAGGUGAGAAUUCCAAGGGAGGAGAAAAUACUUAGUCCUUCUUUGUACAUUGUUCAUUUUCUGUAUGCACAAUCAGCUUGGAAGGUUAUUUUCAGAAAAGAAUCAGUGGACGCAGAAAUGGUUAAGCAUUCUCUCCUGUCUGUUGAGCCUGUCCUGCACAUUUCCCAUGUCUCUGCAUUAAUAUUAACUUGCAGAUACAUGAUCAGUAUAAUGUGUAGCUCUAUGUUAGCUGUUCUGAAACUAAAGAGUGGGACAUAAUUUUCUCAAGAUGGAAAUUUGGAUUUUCCUGUGAUGCACUCAUGAAAGUUAUUUGCAAAGUAGCGCAAGUAUAGUUUUGCAGGAGAUUUAGAGAUUUUGAAUUAACUGAACAUGAUUAUAAGUUACAUAGAAAUGGUGAUUUUUUAAAAAAAAAAAAAAGUAAAG
Molecule: messenger RNA, 3122 nt
Organism: Candoia aspera
Lineage: Eukaryota; Metazoa; Chordata; Lepidosauria; Squamata; Candoiidae
Gene: FRMD3
Product: FERM domain containing 3
Exons: 15
Coding region: 29-1966 (645 amino acids)
Cellular component (GO): cytoskeleton
Molecular function (GO): cytoskeletal protein binding
Source: RefSeq, a predicted model, not a curated record